GCAUGCCCAACUCAAAGGCUUUUUACAAAUUCAAGUCAACAACUGUAUUCCUUAAACAGUUAACCCACCAACGAACCUGAUAACAAAAAAAAAAAUCUGUUUUUAAGACCCUCAACUGAUUUGAGACUCGUGAUUCCUUUUUAAAAAAGGGUUGAGACUGGCUCCUAACUUUGCAUGUACUGGAGAAAGGUGGGUUUGGAUUAAAGGGAGGUGUCUGCUUGUCAGAGGAAAGCCAGAGGAAAAACUACAUGUUAGAUACUCGGGAGGAGGAUAUCUGAGGUGAGAACAAUUGAUUAUAUGCUCCUUUGCUCACCAUGUCGUUGGUCUUUUAUAUUAUGCUACCGUUGUCUAUCGGCUUUUAAUUUCAGUACAUUGUGGCAGAUUAACAAGGGCAGGUGCUGAUAUUAAGACUGGGCCCUCUAUUUGAAUGAGGUGCAAAUGUUUUUGACAUGGAGAACCUAUAAGGACCUAAAUGAAGCACAUGCUGCAGGCACUGAACUGGUUCUUUUCGGUGUCGACGUCUGUUUAAUUAAUUUAAAGUCUGAUAUUUAAACUCCUUUUCUUCUCAAUCAUUUGCACGUUAAUGGGAAGGUUCUGAUAUUUUCAUUAAAACAAAACUGAUGUGCCUAUUUGUACAUUGAAAGGGAUAUUGGUCGCUGGAAUGAUUCUUCCUUUCCAUAUUGGCCACAAAUUUCUAGAUUUCAGUGUCUGCAAUGUGGGACAAAAUCCACAGUCCUGGUUCUGUGUAAAAUCAGUUUAAAAUGAAUAUAAGGCUUUGCCAGAGUCAGUCAAAUCAAGUGUGUAUCUUCCAAAGUUAGUCUUUACAGCAAAAUCAUGCUUCCACUGUGUUUCUUUGCAGAGCUGUGGCAGAGGGAUAGUGACACAAAGCAGUGAGUUGGUAUUAUAAAGAGUAAUUCUGGAAGAUAAACCCUUGAUUUGUAUAACUCAGACUGCCAAUGCCUCAUUCACUUAAGCUGAAAAAUGUAACUUUACACUGAACUAAUGCUGGAUUAUGUUCCACAUCACAAGAUGAAGGUCUCUUUGUGGCCAAUAUGGAUAGGAGGAAGAAUUACAGCAACCAAUCAUCCUUACUGGCAUGUCACUGAGACAUUUGAACCCAUUCUUUAAUAUUUUACACUUUACAGCGUUAUUUAUUUUAACAUAAGAUGUAUGGGGGGGACAUACACCAAUAUAUUGAAAUUAUCGCUAGGCCUCCGAGUUAACCAUAAACACGAUUCCUUUUAAUUCUUAGCAACUUGCUUGAUUACAGUCCCACUGCUAAUUGGCGCUUGCCAGUUGAUUGAGUGGUGACAGUCCAGCUGCAUAUGCUGCCUGUGUUGUUCUCUCGCGUGUGCUUGCACACUUGGUCUGGGGCAUAAGGGUGUUAAUGGAUUACUGAAAGGUGUUGACUCAGGUGUGUGUGUGUCUGAGGGUAGCACAGCGCGCACAGUGUAUUGGGAUCUAGUUGAGACACCAGCCUCAAGGUCCCAUUCCUCUCUCAUGCUCCCUCUGCCACUACUCUGUGAUCUGUCUCCUGUUUUCUUACCUUUGCUUCAUCCUGUUACUACCUCACCCUUGCACAUUAGCGGGCGCCAUUUAUCCUCUGCCUCUGGUUUCUCUUUGCAAUGUCCCCUCUCUGCGUUGCUUAACAGUCAUCUACCCUCAACAUGGAUAUCGGAGGACUGACCACAGUGGUAGCAAAUUCUGCUUACAUCAAUGCUCGUGGGAGCAUCGAUGGCUCUAACCCAGCAGCGGCCCGGGAUAAGAAGUAUCAUUCUCGCCUCAAACUGCCCCACAUCACUGUGUGUGAGGGCCUGAGGGACACCCUGGAUUUGGCCUUUGACUCAGUCUGCGUGGAGCAGCCUAUUGGCAAACGCCUCUUUAGGGAAUUCUUGAAUGCUAAUCAAGAGUAUCAUGGGGCUUGCCGUUUGUGGAAAGACAUCGAGGACUAUGACAUGGCGGAGGAUUCUGAAAGGGUGAAGAAGGCCUCAAAGAUUGUCCAGCGUUACAUGGACCCCUCUGCCAAACACUACUGCCCGUUCCUGCCUGAGGACAUCAUAGUGAAGGUGAAGGAAGGCCAGGAGGCUGUAGCCGAUGAUUUGUUUGCUGCAGCAUUGACCACGACGUUGGACUAUCUGCGGGCCGCCCCCUACACUUUCUUCCUGGAGAGCAUGUAUCUGAAGAGGUUCCUGCAGUGGAAGUGGCUGGAGAUGCAGCCCAUGGAUGCAGACUGGUUCCUAGAUUUCCGUGUGCUGGGGAAAGGUGGGUUUGGGGAAGUGUCUGCCUGUCAGACGAAAGCCACAGGAAAACUGUAUGCCUGUAAGAAACUCAACAAGAAGAGACUGAAGAAGAGGAAAGGCUAUGAGGGGGCGAUGGUUGAGAAGAGGAUUCUUGCGAGGGUUCACAGUCGCUUCAUUGUGUCAUUGGCGUACGCCUUCCAGACAAAGGAAGAACUUUGUCUGGUCAUGACCAUCAUGAAUGGAGGAGACCUCAAGUACCAUAUCUACCUGGUGGAUGAGAACAACCCAGGGUUUGAUGAGCCCAGAGCCUGUUUUUACAUUGCUCAGAUCAUCCAAGGCUUGGAGCACCUCCACCAGAAAAGAAUCAUCUACAGAGAUCUCAAACCAGAAAAUGUGCUGCUAGAUAAUGAUGGGAACGUGCGCAUAUCUGACCUGGGUCUUGCUGUGGAGCUAAAAGAAGGAAAAACAAUGACCAAAGGAUAUGCUGGGACACCAGGCUACAUGUCUCCAGAGAUGCUGAAAGGAGAGAAGUAUGACUAUUCUGUCGACUACUUCACUCUGGGAGUGACACUGUUUGAGUUCAUGGCUGCUAAGAACCCAUUCAGAAACAGGGGGGAAAAGGUUGAACGUGAGGAGAUGAAAGAGCGCAUGCUGACCCGGGUGGUGGAAUAUCCAGAGAAUUUCAGUGCGAAUGCAAAGUCCCUCUGUGAUGGCCUUCUAGCCAAAGAAGUAAAUCAGAGGAUGGGUUUUAAGAAUGAAUGCUGCGAUGAGAUCAGAGCGCACCCAUUUUUCAGUGGCAUCAACUGGAGGAAACUGAAUGCAGGUAUUCUACCUCCUCCUUUUGUCCCUGACCCUAAAGUGGUGUACGCUAAAAGUCUGGAUGACGUUGGGGCUUUCUCCUCAGUGAAGGGAGUGACCUUGGAUGAUCCUGACAAGACCUUUUUUGACGAGUUCUCCUCAGGCAACAUCCCCAUCCCCUGGCAAGAGGAGAUGAUCGACAUGGGCAUUUAUGGAGAGCUCAACGUUUGGGGUCCUGAAGGCAGCAUCCCCAACGACCUCCGCAGGGAGUCCAUACUAGAGCAGCCAAAGUCAUCAACCUGCUGCAUAUCGUAGAGUCAUUGAAACACCUUAAAAAUACAUCAACCAUACAGUGUACAGACUUGUAGUUUUCUAGAACAUGUGGCAUGAGGACUCAAAUACUCAGGACAGACCCAAGUCUCUUUUCUGAUUAAAGUGUCAGACUGAGACUGAACCUUUAUUGGUGAGUGCAGGAAACAACAGAAUGGAGGUGGAUUUUCAACCUGGAAUGGGCUUAAGCAUAAAUUUAGUUUGGAAAAAAAGAAAGUAUUCAUCGUCUUUGUCCCCUCUCUCUCUCUGUUUAAUUUCUUCUCUUUGUGUGUGCAUGUGUUAAAUCAAUGUAAUGCUUUUAGAUUUAAAAUGCAUUUUAAGUCACUUUUUUAAGCAGAAGUUUAGUUUUGUGGUAUGUUUGGUGCUAAGUGACAUGUUGAACAUGUAAAAUGUUUAUAUGGUAAAUGUGCUCCUUUAGAGUGUAUGCCAUUUAAUGAAAAGUGAUUCUGUUCAUUUAUGAGUUUACUGUCCUUAGUUUUGACUAUACACAGCUAAUUUAAUUGCUGCUGUUGAAAUACUAAAAGCUAAGACAACAGAAACGCAAAGUUUCAUGAUUUUGGAAAAUAUUUUCUUAUGUUUAUUUCAUGAUUCAUCAUUGACUCCCUGCACAAAUAGCCAACCUUUCAUAAAGGUUUAUGUAGUGUCGUUGUGAGACAAAUUUGAAUAUAGAUAAUUUUAACAGCAAAUCAAUUUAAUUUUCAAAACAGAUUGUUUAGCAAAAGUGGAAUAAAGUCAGACAUCAAAUGUAUGAAAAGUUACUGGCAAAUAAAAUA
This is a messenger RNA of Micropterus dolomieu (smallmouth bass), 4141 nucleotides long. Its product is annotated as rhodopsin kinase GRK1-like. NCBI's taxonomy places the organism in Eukaryota, Metazoa, Chordata, Actinopteri, Centrarchiformes, Centrarchidae. Gene Ontology annotation, molecular function: ATP binding; rhodopsin kinase activity. Bases 1668 to 3353 code for a protein of 561 amino acids. Gene Ontology annotation, biological process: signal transduction; protein phosphorylation; regulation of signal transduction. The transcript has 7 exons. Gene Ontology annotation, cellular component: cytoplasm. The record is from RefSeq and is a predicted model, not a curated record.